GGUCCAACCUCAACUUUCACAGCUCCUCCGCCCAACCUCCCACAUCCGCCCCGACGCCGUCGUCACAGCCUUCCGGACCUCGAAAAGCGGUGCCCUUGUCGUCGCCAAUCCGCUUUCUCCGCCAUUGGUCAUCUACGAGCUCGAUAGCUGCUAUCGCAAGCCCUCGCACGACCCGUCGUCAUGUCUACUUCCGUCGGGGUUAAUGUCUUCCGAUGGUCCGCCCUCGGAUUCGGAGUCUUCUACGGCGCCUAUCACCAGCUGUCGUUAUCAGCAGCCGACAAGGCAAAGGCUGCACAAAAGGAUUGGGAUAACAAGGAAUCACUGAUCAGGCAAGCGAAGAAUGAGUGGGCAAGGACGCACCCCUCAGAACAACCAAAGGCUGGUGCCAAGGCAGACCCCAACGACCCCAACGCAGACCUGAACACACUGCUCGGAAUAACCGAUGCCAAAUAAGCGGAUGAAGAUGGAGACGAUUCCUUUUGUUGCCAUGGACAUAAUACGGCCAUCUCGAGCGAGCCCGAAAAGGCAAGGAGGCGGAUGGCGAGAAGGCGGUCAAUAGUGGUGCGCGCUAUCAGCCUCUUGUAUUUUGUACCAUCUGUACAGUAUAGACAAUGGUUAUUCACGUUUUCAAUAUACAUGCUUACUUCUUGAU
This is a messenger RNA of Cucurbitaria berberidis CBS 394.84, 652 nucleotides long. RefSeq lists its product as uncharacterized. Lineage: Eukaryota; Fungi; Ascomycota; Dothideomycetes; Pleosporales; Cucurbitariaceae. The record is from RefSeq and is a predicted model, not a curated record. Bases 181 to 453 code for a protein of 90 amino acids. Gene Ontology annotation, biological process: proton motive force-driven ATP synthesis. Gene Ontology annotation, molecular function: proton transmembrane transporter activity. The transcript has 3 exons.